Rhinopithecus roxellana (golden snub-nosed monkey) is the source of this 752-nucleotide messenger RNA. RefSeq names its product lipocalin 15 (gene LCN15). Gene Ontology annotation, molecular function: small molecule binding. The record is from RefSeq and is a predicted model, not a curated record. The transcript is spliced from 7 exons. NCBI's taxonomy places the organism in Eukaryota, Metazoa, Chordata, Mammalia, Primates, Cercopithecidae. The coding region runs from base 25 to 579 and encodes 184 amino acids.
ACAGGCUGGAAGGCAGGUGAGGGGAUGACGUUGUUCCUGCUCGGUGCAAUCCUGACCCUUCUCUGGGCGCCCACGGCACAGGCUGAGGUUCUGCUGCAGCCUGACUUCAAUGCUGAAAAGUUCUCAGGCCUCUGGUAUGUGGUCUCCAUGGCAUCUGACUGCAAGGUCUUCCUGGGCAAGAAAGACCACCUGUCUAUGUCCACCAGGGCCGUCAGGCCCACAGAGGAGGGCGGCCUCCACGUCCACAUGGAGUUCCCGGGGGCGGACGGCUGUAACCAGGUGGAUGCCGAGUACCUGAAGGUGGGCUCCAAGGGACACUUCAGAGUCCCAGCCUUGGGCUACCUGGACGUGCGCAUCGUGGACACAGACUACAGCUCCUUCGCAGUGCUUUACAUCUACAAGGAGCUGGAGGGGGCCCUCAGCACCAUGGUCCAGCUCUACAGCCGGACCCAGGACGUGAGUCCCCAGGCUCUGAAGGCCUUCCAGGACUUCUACCCUACCCUGGGGCUCUCCGAUGACAUGAUGGUCAUGCUGCCCAAGUCAGACACCUGCAGCCCUGAGAGCAAGGAGGCACCCUGACACCUCUGGAGCCCGGCCCUUCCCAGGUGGAGCCACGGCAGCAGGCGCCUUCGCCCCUGGAGUCGAGACCCACAGCCCUCGGGGACCACCCAGAGCCUCUCCAUCCUCUGACCCCCGCCUGUGGGACGCCUCGUGGGACGCCUCUUUCUAUUCAAUAAACAGAUGCUGCAGCC